AAGCCAGGCCAUUCAUACAUUGCUUUGAUAUCUAUGGCCAUUUUGGAAUCUACGGAGAAGAAGGUAUUGUUGGGAGAUAUUUACAGCUACAUCAUGACAAAAUUUCCUUAUUACAACAAUCAAGACAAAGCCUGGAAAAACAGUAUUAGACAUAACCUAUCUUUAAAUGAAUGUUUCAUUAAAAACGGACGAGCUGAAAACGGUAAAGGAAAUUAUUGGUCUAUUCAUCCGGCAUGUCUUGAAGAUUUUUCAAAAGGAGAUUUCAGACGACGACAGGCGAGGAGACGC
Messenger RNA from Lottia gigantea (owl limpet), 288 nucleotides. RefSeq lists its product as hypothetical. Gene Ontology annotation, biological process: regulation of transcription by RNA polymerase II; cell differentiation; anatomical structure morphogenesis. The record is from RefSeq and is a predicted model, not a curated record. The annotation marks the transcript as partial. Lineage: Eukaryota; Metazoa; Mollusca; Gastropoda; Lottiidae. The transcript has a single exon. Gene Ontology annotation, molecular function: RNA polymerase II cis-regulatory region sequence-specific DNA binding; DNA-binding transcription factor activity, RNA polymerase II-specific.